CCAUGAAUUUUUGGUGUUUUUUAAUGUUGAUUCUACUUCAGCAAUCCUACUCUAGAUUUUUUGGACUGACAAAUAAAUUGGGUAGUUAAAAAUUAAAAGUAAUAUUAUUACCUCAUUCUCAUGAUGAUGUAGGGUGGUUAGACACUGUUGAUUAAAUAUAUUUAAGUGGACCUGGUGUUAAAAACAUUAUUUCAUCAUAUAUUAAUGCAUUGUUAGAAAAUGAGGAUAGGAAAUUUGUUUAAGUAGAAAUAGUUUACUUUGAGAGAUGGUGGAAUGAAUAAAGUGUUUUAAUGCAAUAAAAAGUAAAAGGUCUAGUUGAAAAUGGUUAAUUGAGUUUUGCUGCAGGAGGAUUGGUGAUGAAUGAUGAAGCAACACCAUAUUACGAAGACAUUAUAGAUUAAAUUACAUAUGGACAUGAAUUUUUAUUUAAAACAUUUAAUGUGAUUCCUAGAGUUGGAUGGUAAAUAGAUCCUUUUGGACAUUCAAAUGCAUAAAGCAUCUUAUCAUAUUUAUUUGGUAUGGAAGCAUCUUUUUAUGCAAGAAUUGAUUAUUAAGAUAAAGAAUAUAGGUAAAAAAAUAAGGAAUUAGAAAUGAUUCAUAUUCCUUAUACAACAAGUAAAUAACAUUAUCCAAUUUUAAUUCAUGUCAAUUAUUUUCAUUACUCUAGUCCACCUCGUUUUGAUUUUGAUCCAUUAAGAAAUUCAGGAGGUUAUGUGAAUGAUCAAAAUGUAUAAUCAAAAGCUGAUGAUUUAAAUCAAUAUUUUGUAAGAUAAGGUUAAUAUUAUCGAGGAUAAGUUCUUACUCAUACUCUAGGUGAUGAUAAUGAAUGGUCUAAUUCUAAAUCUUAUUAUGAAAAUAUGGAGAAAGUUGUUAAUUACAUAAAUUCUCAUCCAGAUAAGUACAAUAUUGUAAUUAAAUUUGGAACUCCAUAAGAUUAUAUUGAAGAAAUUAAUGAAUAUUCUGAUGAAAUAUUUUAUCCAACAAAGAAUGAUGAUUUUUUCCCUUAUGCUGAUAAAUAACAUUGUUAUUGGACAGGAUAUUUCACUAGUAAAAUAGCAUUUAAGGGUUUUGUGAGAUAUACUGGAAGAUAUUUCUAAUAACUUAAGACUUUUAUUUCUUAUUCAUUUGCUUCUCAUAAUUAGGAUAUUUUAGAUCUUAAAUAGCCACUCUUAAAGGCAUUAAAAGAAUUAGGUUAUACAUUAGGAGUAUCUUAACAUCAUGAUGCUGUUACAGGUACAUCAAAAGAGCAUGUAACAAAAGAUUAUGUUAAGAUGUUACAUAGAGAUCUAACAAAAAUGAAUAAAGAAUUCCAUAGAUUGAUGAAGAUUGUUAUUUAAAAGGAUUUGAAUGAAAAAAAUAUUGAUGAACUCUAUUAAUAUACAUAUAAUUCUACAUCAUCAGAAUGUGUUGAAAUAUAUGAAAAUUUAUAGAAUAAUAAAACUAUACUAUUAACAAUAGUAGAUACAAAAAUAAAUGAAAAUGAUUAAGAUAUAAUCAAAAUUAAAGUACCUAAAUUACCUCUUAAUAUAAUUGAUAUUUAAAAUAAAUUAGUUUAAGGUGAUGUUAUAUGUAGUAAUUCAAAAGAUGAAUAAGAUUGUACACUCUAUUUCAAUUACAAUAUCAAAAAAGGAGUUUAAUAUUACAAAAUCAAAUAAGGUAAUAAUAAUUAAGAAUCAUCUGCCAAAAUUAUAACUUCUGAAACUUUUACAAAUAUUACUGCUAAUACUAAAAUAUAACUUGAUGAUGGACCUGAAUUUUAGUUGUAAUAUAAAUAUUAUAUUGCAUCUACUGAUAAUGUAUAACCUAGUGGUGCUUACAUAUUUAGACCUUAAGGGGGAGCAUAAGUGUAUGGAUCUAUCUAAAAUGUAAAAGUAUUUAAUGGAACUAUUUUGACUGAAUUAAAUAUUGAACGAUCUAAUGUUAAUACAUGGAUAAGAAAAUAUAAAAUAUUAAAUAGUCAAUAUGAAGUAGAAACAUUUAUUGAUUCUAUUUAAAAAGAAUAGAAUAAAGGAAAAGAAGUUAUUGUAAUCUUUAAAAGUGAUAAUAUUAAAAAUCAAAAAGUAUUCUAUACUGAUUCAAAUGGUAUGGAUUUAUAAUAAAGAAAAAUUGGGUAUCGUGAAACUUGGAGUUUACAAACUAAUGAAUUUGUUGCUGAAAAUUAUUAUCCAAUAAAUGGAAUCAUUUAAAUAAAAGAUCAUGCUAGUCAUAAUGUUAUGGCAGUAAUAAAUGAUAGAUCUUAAGGAGGAUCUAGUUUCAAUGAUGGAGAAAUUGAAAUUAUGAUUCAUAGAAGAAUGUAUUAAGAUGACAGAAGAGGUGUUGCUGAAGCUUUAAAUGAAGAAGAAGAUAAUCCUUAAUGUAAAGAUUAAAUAUAAUAAAAUUGUUAAAGAAUAGUUGGUCUUAGAUAAAAAAUUAUUCAUAAAUUAUUAUUUUUUGAUCAAGAACAUUAACCAAAUCUUGCAAGAAAAGCUUAAUUAUAUUUAGAUUUCCAACCUAUUAAAAUCUUUGCAAUUGAUUCUUAAGAUUAAUUCAAUGAAAAUCUUCAAAUUUAAUAAUUCUAAUCUCUAUUAGACAAAAUUGAAGUUUUUAAUCCAAAAGGAGAAGCAAUUAUUAAAUUCUAUUUAAUACCAAGAGAAGAAAAUAAUGAAUAUUUACUUAGAAUCCAUAAUAUGUAAGAAUAAAAUAAUGUCAAAAUCUCUUUUCCUGAUGAUAUUUCAACUGAAGAAACAAUAUUGAGUGGUCUUCGAUAAUGGUCAGAAUAAUAAAAAAUAAGAUUAGGUAAUUAUCUAUUAUUAAUAAUUUUAGUUUGGAGUAAAAAUUAAAUUUAAGAUACCAUCUAUAUACCAUUAGAUGAGGUAGCUCCAUAACAAAUUAAGACAUUUGUAAUUAAAAUUUGAA
Messenger RNA from Paramecium pentaurelia, 2895 nucleotides. NCBI's taxonomy places the organism in Eukaryota, Ciliophora, Oligohymenophorea, Peniculida, Parameciidae. The record is from the annotation of a GenBank genome assembly.